This is a messenger RNA of Boleophthalmus pectinirostris (great blue-spotted mudskipper), 6745 nucleotides long. Its product is annotated as collagen alpha-1(XIV) chain-like. Lineage: Eukaryota; Metazoa; Chordata; Actinopteri; Gobiiformes; Gobiidae. Gene Ontology annotation, cellular component: interstitial matrix. Gene Ontology annotation, molecular function: protein binding. The record is from RefSeq and is a predicted model, not a curated record.
GAGAGCAAGCCCCUGCAGGCCAAACUCGAAGCUCAGUCUGCAGUCGCGUCUCAGAGCAGGUCCACCGUCACUGCCACUCGAGAGAACAACGCCAUCUCAGAAGAUGUGGAGGAGUUCAUGUGUAAGUCUCCGGCCAUCGCAGACAUCGUGAUCCUGGUGGACGGAUCCUGGAGCAUCGGUCGAAUAAACUUCCGACUCGUUCGGACUUUUCUGGAAAACCUUGUCAAAGCCUUCAGUGUGGACAUCGACAGAACCAGGAUUGGUCUGGCUCAGUACAGUGGAGACCCUCGUAUCGAAUGGCAUCUGAACACUCACUCCACCAAAGAGGCCGUGAUCGACGCUGUGAAGAACCUGCCGUACAAGGGAGGGAACACACUCACAGGUCUGGCCCUGACCUUCAUCCUGGAGAACAGUUUCAAACCUGAGUCUGGAUCUCGUCCUGGUGUUCCUAAAAUCGGGAUCCUGAUCACAGAUGGAAAGUCUCAGGACGACGUCAUCCCUCCAGCCCAGAGCCUGAAGGACGCCGGCAUCGAGCUCUUCGCCAUCGGUGUGAAGAACGCAGACGAGGCGGAGCUGAAGGCAUUCGCGUCGCCCCCUCUGGACACUCAUGUUUAUAACGUGGCCGACUUCAGCAUCAUGAGCGACAUCGUGGAGGGUCUGACCAGGACUGUGUGUGAGAGAGUGGAACAUCUCGACAAGGAGCUCAAAGGUGGAGGUGAACCGGCCCCACCUCCUGCCGUUGUGUCUCCGCCUCGUGACCUCGUGACCUCUGACAUCACGGCGAGGAGCUUCAGAGUUUCGUGGACGCACGCUCCUGGAGAGGUGGAAAAAUACCGUGUAGUGUUUUAUCCGGCCAGCGGGGGGCAGCCUGAGGAGAAGGUGGUCCCUGGUUCUCAGAACAGUGUGGACUUGGACUAUCUGAACUCUCUCACUGAGUACCAGGUGGCUGUGUUUGCUGUGUACCGGAGCUCAGCCAGUGUGGCUCUGAGAGGCAGCGCCACCACAUUGGCUCUCCCAAUGGUAAACGAGCUGGAGCUGUUUGACAUCACCCACAGCACCAUGAUGGUCAAAUGGAGGACGGCAGCCGGGGCAUCUGGGUAUAUGAUCCUGUACGCCCCGCUGACAGAGGAAGACGCAGCUGACGAGAAAGAGGUGAAGGUGGAUGCGUCGGUGAACGAGGUGGAGCUGGAGGGUCUGACUCCAUCCACAGAGUACACAGUGACCGUGUACGCCCUGUACGGAGAAGAGGCCAGUGACCCUAUGACCAGCCAGCAGACCACAUUGCCUCUGUUACCCGCCAUGGACCUGCGCUUCUCCGACAUCGACCACAGCUCGGCCAAACUCACCUGGGACUCACCCUCCAAGAAGGUCAAAAGUUACCGCAUCAUGUACGUGAAGACCAGCGGCACACAGAUCAACGAGGUGGACGCUGGGCGUGUGACCACUUACCUGCUGAAGAACCUGACCUCUCUGACGGAGUACACUGUGGGAGUGUCAGCCAUUUACGAUGAAGGACAGGCAGAGGCCACAACAGACAGCUUCACCACAAAGACCGUCCCUGACCCUCUGGACUUCAGCAGCUCAGAUGUUUCCACAGACAGUUUCAGGGUGAACUGGAGACACCCAGCUUCAGACGUGCUUCUGUACAGAGUGACCUGGACGUCCACUGAUGGAGGAGACAGCGACGAUGUUAUGGUGAAUGGGAACACAAACACGUAUCUGAUCAAAGGCCUGACCGCAGCCACAGAGUACGAGGUGCUUCUGUCCGCCAUCUACAAGAACGAGGUGGAGAGUGACGAGGUCAUCCUGGUGGAGACCACAGCAAAAAGAACAACCACCAUCGCCACGACGACCACCUCCACUACAGCUCCUCGUUUGGGGAUCAGAACCCUGCGCAUCGACGACGAGACCACCUACAGUCUGCGGGUGUCAUGGCAACCGGUGGACUCCAGAAACAUACGCCACUACAGGCUCAGCUACAUCAGCGCUAAAGGAGACCGCGCAGAGGAGAUGCGUACAAUCCCUGCGUCUCAGAGCAGUCUGGUCCUGCAGCCUCUCCUCUCAGACACUGAGUACAAAGUGGCUCUGACUCCUGUUUACUCAGAGGGAGAUGGACCCACGUCCGCCCGCUCCGCCCGCACACUGCCUCUGUCUGCUCCUAAAAACCUGCGCGUGUCUGAGGAGUGGUACAACCGCUUCAGGAUCAGCUGGGACGUCCCACCCUCUCCCACCAUGGGCUACCGCAUCGUCUACCAGCCUGUGUCCGUCCCUGGUCCAGCCCUGGAGACCUUCGUUGGGGAGGAUGUGAACACCAUGCUGAUCCUGAACCUGCUCAGUGGAGUUGAAUACAGCGUCAAAGUGAUCGCCUCCUAUACGACAGGGUCCGAUGAGGCUCUGACUGGAAGGGCCAAAACACUGUACCUGGGAGUGAACAACCUCAGAGUUUAUACGACCAAAGUCAACAGUCUGUGUGUCCAAUGGCAACCGCACCGCCACGCCACCGCCUACAGGGUCAACAUAGAGGCUCUGUCCAAUGGACAGAAGCAGGAGGUGAAGCUGGGCGGAGGCACCGGGCGUCACUGCUUCACAAACCUCAAACCCAACGCCCAGUACAAAGUGAGUGUGUACGCUCAGCUGCAAGACGGGACGGAGGGCCCCGCCGUGACCGUCACCGACAAGACACUUCCUGUUCCAACUCCGCCUCCAACCAAACCACCCACAACAACUCCAUUACCCACAAUCCCCGCUGCCAAAGAGGUGUGUAAAGCAGCUAAAGCAGACCUGGUUUUCCUGGUGGAUGGAUCCUGGAGCAUUGGAGACGAGAACUUCUUGAAGAUCAUCGGUUUCCUCUACAGCACCACCGGAGCUCUGGACCAGAUCGGACCGGACGGGACCCAGGUGGCCAUCGCUCAGUUCAGUGAUGACGCUCGGACUGAGUUUAAACUGAACUCGUACAGCGACAAAGAGAAGCUGCUGGACGCCAUUAACCGCAUCUCCUACAAGGGCGGCAACACCAAGACCGGCCGGGCGAUUAAGCACGUGAGGGAGCAGAUCUUCACCUCUGAGGGGGGCAUGAGGAGAGGGGUCCCCAGGGUCCUGGUGGUUCUGACAGAUGGACGCUCUCAGGAUGAUGUCAACAAGGUCUCCAAGGAGCUGCAGAUGGAAGGCUACAUCGUGUUUGCGAUUGGAUUUGCCGACGCAGAUUACGGUGAGUUGGUGAGCAUCGCCAGCAAACCCAGCGACCGCCACGUGUUUUUCGUGGACGAUCUCGACGCCUUCAAGAAGAUCGAGGAGAAGCUGGUGACGUUUGUGUGCGAAGCUGCUACAGCCACUUGUCCUGCUGUCCCAAUGAGCGGCAGCACCACACCAGGCUUCCGGAUGAUGGACCUGUUUGGCCUGGUGGAGGACAAAUACAGCACCCUCUCUGGUGUCUCCCUGGUCCCUGGAACCUUCAACACGUUCCCCUGUUUCAGACUGCACAGCGACGCCCUGCUCGCACAACCCACCAAGUUCCUCCACCCUGAAGGCCUGCCCUCGGACUACACCAUCUCACUCCUCUUCAGGCUGCUCCCGGACACGCCCCCUGAGCCUUUCGCCAUUUGGGAAAUUCUGGACAAAUCCAACGAGCCGGUGGUGGGAGUCAUCCUGGACAAUGGAGGCAAAACUCUGACAUUUUUUAACAAUGAUUACAAAGGCGACUUUCAGACCGUCACCUUCGAAGGACCAGAGAUCAAGAAACUCUUCUAUGGGAGCUUCCAUAAGCUGCACAUCGCCAUCAGCAAAACCAGCGCUCGGGUCGUGAUCGACUGCAAAUCUGUCACGGAGAAAAGCAUCAACGCCGCAGGAAACAUCAGCACAGACGGAGUGGAGGUCCUGGGGAGGAGGGUGCGCUCCAGGGACAACAGGGACACCUCUGCUACGUUUGAGCUGCAGAGUUUUGACAUCGUGUGCAGCACGUCCUGGGCCAACAGAGACAAGUGCUGUGAGCUGCCAGGCCUGAGGAAGGAGGUGGACUGUCCAGCCAUGCCCAAAGCCUGCACCUGCACCCAGGACAGCAAAGGCCCCCCAGGACCCCCGGGACCUCCAGGAGGUCCUGGCAUCAGAGGAGCCCGAGGAGACAGAGGAGAGCCCGGCCCAGUGGGUCCCAUGGGUCCAGUGGGAGAGACCGGAGUGGCCGGACCUCAGGGUCCUCAGGGGCCUCAGGGGCCCAGCGGACGCUCCAUCAUCGGGGCCCCGGGAGGCCCAGGAGAACGAGGGCAGAAGGGAGACCCCGGACAGCCCGGACCACAGGGAAUCCCAGGCCGAGCGGGAUCUCCAGGACCAACUGGAGCAACCGGACAAAGAGGGCUUCCUGGAAAAGAUGGGCCUCCAGGAAGACAGGGACCUCCAGGAACCAUCGGGACUCCCGGAGCUCCAGGGGCCCCAGGAACCUCAGGCCCCUCAGGCAAACAGGGAGAGCUGGGUCCCCCGGGUGUUCCAGGAAGCAAAGGAGAGAAGGGAGAGCGGGGGGACCUCCAGUCCACCUCCUCAGUUCAGGAGAUCGCCCGCCAGGUCUGUGAGCAGCUCAUCCAGAGUCACAUGUCGCGGUUUAACUCCCUCCUGAACCAGCCUCCCAGUCCUCCAGUCUCCAUCAGGACAGUCCCAGGACCUCCUGGUGAACCCGGCCGACAGGGACAGGCAGGACCGCCCGGGGAGCAGGGACUACCGGGCCGACCGGGCUUCCCAGGGACCAGUGGCACCAACGGGCUUCCUGGAGAGAGGGGUCAGCCCGGGGAGAAGGGAGACAAAGGAUCUCCAGGAAUCGGAGUGCAGGGCCCCCGCGGCCCCCCAGGGCCCCCAGGCGCUCAGGGCCAGGGCCGGCCAGGCUCUCAGGGGCCCUCAGGUCGCCCCGGUAACCCAGGGACCCCCGGGAGGCCUGGGGUCCCUGGGCCUGUGGGACCUGCUGGGCCUCCAGGAUACUGCGAUCAGAACUCCUGCGUGGGAUACAACGUUGGAGAGGAAGAGGACGUGAUUCAAACUCUCGGCCGUAAUGUUCCCUCAGUCCAACUGCCGUCCAACGUGUUUCAAAACUACGGAGAGGAGGCCGUAGAAGAGGACGACCCGUACAGAUACUACCAGCCCAACUACCCUGUGCCCCAGCCCCUCGACCCCCAGGACCCCCUGCUCCUGGAGGGGGGCCGGCAGAGGAGGAGCCCCCCGGAACAGAGGCUAAAGAGGGACCCUGGAGUGUACUGAGGACGGGCUGGAGCAGAGGAGCGAGAGAGGAGAGGAGGGAUGCACCGAUCCGAUCCUGGUGUCGGAUAUCCACACUGGCACCAGAAAACUUGCUGGAUCGGAUAUCAUAUCGACUUCCAAAUAUCGAUUCAGCCGAUAUGAUGGUGGGACAUAAAAAUUUAUGAAAUGGGGUUUAUUUCCUGGUCAUAGAAAAUCCCAUCAUAUUUGAACUUCAUUUAUACAAAGUUCUGUUGUUCAUUGAGAGAUAAAUGACAGAUCCAUAACACAUUUGAAUCAGUUUUGUCUUAUUUUAUUUUUGUUUAAAGGAAAUAAAUGCUGUUUUCGGUCUCUGCUCUGGUAUCGGUUAAUAUCGGGGAUGGGAAUCGGUACUGGAUCUAAAAAAGCUGGAUCGGUGCAUCCCUAGGAGAGAGAGAGGAGAUUAACGGUGGAUCUGUGCAAAAAUACAUGAUUCCAAAUUAGAUUUAUCUCAUUAUUGAAAAAUCAGAUACUCAAAUUGAAACUAGACAUGUCAAGAAAGAAACUUCUACCAUUUAAUGUGGAAAAUCACAUUCUUUUGUCUAAAGAAAGAGUGUUUUUAUUUUCAUUGUGGGAUCAGAAUCAGUAUUGAGUAUCUAGUCGAUUUCUAUGACUGUCGGAGUCGAGUCUGGACUUUGAGUAUCGUGACGACACUUUUCCAAAUACAGUGAAUACUUUGAAUCUCUGUAUCACAGUUUAUUGUGAAUCGUGUAUUUUCCACCGAUCCACCUCUGUGCGUUACGCUGCAUUACGACUGGACGGCUCACGUGUCAAUCAAAGUGCCCCAGUAUUGAUACUUUGCAAUGACAUCUCGCUCAGGGUGUUCUACAUGUAUCUCUGUGGUGGAAUGUUCAGCAGUUAUUCUGGAGACACAACGCAAACACAGUCAGAAAGAUUUUAGAAUGAGAAAAAAUACAAAAUGGAUUCAAGCAUUCAAAACAUUUUGAACAUUGAUCAAUACGAGCGUUCAUAAUCUGUGUAGCAUUCGUUCAUUUGUUUUUCAAAAUGAAACCAAAAAUAAGAAAAUGAGAUGUUGGACUUUUGCGCCGCAUAUGGACUCAACCAGGACUGAACCAGGACUAAACCAGGACUAUAUCAGGUCUAUUUCAGAUCUAAACCAGGACUAUAUCAGGUCUAUCUCAGGUCUAAACCAGGUCUAAACCAGGACUAAACCUGGUCUAAUCUUGGAUUUGAGAGACAGAGCGAGAGAGAACCCCGAGCCCUUGGAGCAGGGUGUCCGCAAAGCGCGAUCGGGCCUCGGCUGCGCUCAGCCCCGUGGGGCGUGGAGCUCUGUGCCAGUUCUUUUGUCUGCAGUCACUCGAUGGUCUACACGGGCACACCUGUGGGUCUGUCCUGAUACUCAGACCUGGUUUAGUCCUGUUUUAGUCCUAGUUCAGUCCUGGUUUAGUCCUAGUUCAGUCCUGGUUUAGUCCUCCUGGGAUCAGUCCUGGUUUAGUCCUGGUUCAGUCCUACUUUAGUCCAUAUGCGGCACAAA